CGGCGCGCCGGCGGCAGGAUCAUGGUUGAGCGCGCCAGCAAGUUCGUGCUGGUGGUGGCGGGCUCGGCGUGCUUCAUGCUCAUCCUGUACCAGUACGCGGGCCCGGGACUCAGCCUAGGCGCGCCCGGCGGCCGCGCGCCGCCGGACGAUCUGGACCUCUUCCCCACGCCUGACCCACACUACGAGAAGAAAUAUUACUUCCCGGUGCGCGAGCUGGAGCGCUCCCUGCGUUUCGACAUGAAGGGCGACGACGUGAUUGUCUUCCUGCACAUACAGAAGACCGGCGGCACUACUUUCGGCCGCCACCUCGUGCAGAACGUGCGCCUCGAGGUGCCCUGCGAUUGCCGGCCCGGCCAGAAGAAGUGCACCUGUUAUCGGCCCAACCGCCGCGAGACUUGGCUAUUCUCCCGUUUCUCUACGGGUUGGAGCUGUGGGCUUCAUGCCGACUGGACGGAGCUUACCAACUGCGUGCCCGGCGUGCUGGACCGGCGCGACCCCGCCGCGCUGCGCACUCCCAGGAAGUUCUACUACAUCACCCUGCUGCGAGACCCUGUGUCGCGCUACCUGAGUGAGUGGCGGCACGUGCAGCGGGGGGCCACAUGGAAAACAUCUCUGCACAUGUGUGAUGGGCGCACGCCCACACCUGAGGAGCUGCCGCCGUGCUAUGAGGGCACAGACUGGUCAGGCUGCACACUGCAGGAGUUCAUGGACUGCCCCUACAACCUAGCCAACAACCGCCAGGUGCGCAUGCUGGCUGACCUGAGCCUGGUGGGCUGCUACAACCUGUCCUUCAUUCCCGAGGGCAAGCGGGCCCAGCUGCUGCUGGAGAGCGCCAAGAAGAAUCUGCGGGGCAUGGCCUUCUUCGGGCUGACAGAGUUCCAGCGCAAGACGCAGUACCUGUUUGAGCGGACGUUCAACCUCAAGUUCAUCCGACCCUUCAUGCAGUACAACAGCACAAGAGCAGGUGGUGUGGAGGUAGAUGAGGACACUAUUCGGCAUAUCGAGGAGCUCAACGACCUGGACAUGCAGCUCUAUGACUACGCCAAGGACCUCUUCCAGCAGCGCUACCAGUACAAGCGGCAGCUGGAGCGCAGGGAGCAGCGCCUCAAGAGCCGUGAGGAGCGCCUGCUGCACCGCACCAAAGAGGUGCUGCCUCGGGAGGACACUGAGGAGCCGGGCCGGGUGCCCACUGAGGACUACAUGAGCCACAUCAUCGAGAAGUGGUAGUGGCAGCCCUAUGGGGAAGGCCCCUCAGAGGCAGUCAGGAAAGGGCAGGUGAAGGCAUACAGACCAGCACACAUAGGCCCACCUAGAACUCAUGGGAAGAGUCCUAGAUCCGCUCAGCAGAGGGUAGAGGCAUCCUGAACAAAGACCAGGGAGUAGGAAGUGGUGGCCCGCUGGGGUAGGUUCUCACUAUUUCUCCCAGGCUGGAGGUCUGAGAAGCCAACUUGUACUGCCCCCUGGCUCAGAUGAAAGCGUACUUGAAAGACGCCCCAGUCAAGCCUGCACAGACCAGGGGCAGGUGGUGUUCCUCUUCUGUACGCCCCCAUCUCACUGUCACAACAGCCCAGAGUUCAAAGACAAGAAAAAGACAGUAGAGCUGAGUGGGGAGUGGCUCUGCCAGACCAGGAAUGUAUCCCUCUCCCACUAUGCACAUAUCCACUUACCCCCAGGCCCCCCCCCCAACCCCGCACAGGCCAAUGGGGUUCCCCAGGCUCAGGCCAUCUCAGCGGCCUCUCAGCAACCCCUGGCCCCCUUGCCCCAGGCCUUUAUGAAGCCCCCUCCUUGGGGGCAUGGGCAGCCAUUUGACGUAUUGUCAGGAAUGGAGCCCCAUGCUUACCCGUCUUCAGUGUUGGGAGCCAUUCAUCGUGUGAAGCCAGGAAGACUCUAGUCCAGCCAUUGGGAAGGCCCCUUCCCUCUCUGGCUUCCUGCUUUGCUUCAGGAGAUCAGAGCCCCUUCCGUCCCAUUUUCCACAGUCCUCAGACUGAGGAGCCUGUGGAGAGAUGGUAACCCCUGGGACUUGUUAGUAGAAUGCCCCUGCCCCAAGCCCAUCGCUUGGACAUUUAUUCAGGGUUCAUACUCCACUGCUCCCACCACCCCAUGAAUAAAAGUCCAAUUAAGUCUCUUGGUGGGAAGACGGCAGACCAUAGCUGCUGCCAAUGAGCCAUACCUCUGGGCUGUGGCGCUUCUGGAUGGCCAGGGAAGGGGACACAGGCUUUCAGGUUCUCAGCUCAGAUUGGAUUGGAAGAAAUGGCUCUGGGCAGCUUCCUGGCACCUAGAUUCACAGCCUUCCCCUUCCCAGGGCUCUCUCUGAAUUUCCCUGCCUCAACCCCCACACCCCACAAGCAGGUAAAGCCCUGUUUCCAGCAGCCCUGGAGGUUGGAGAAGCCAUAUUCCAUAUCUGUUGUAGACACUUUCCCCAUACAGUCUCCUGUACUAAAGGAGGCCAGGCUAGUAUCUCAUCUGGGCAUGCCCUCCCCAAAUGAGGCCCAAGACUUGGGUUCUGGGGAGCUGAAUGUGAGCCCUACAUUGAGGUGGAUGGGUACCCCAUCUCUCCAGAACAGGAAGCACAUGUGCCUGGAGGCCACAGGCCUGCUUCAAGGAGAGCAGUGAGGGCCAUGGGCCACCUGGUGAGGGGGCUGGCAAAGACAGCAGCCUCACAGGCAGAUCCAGCCAGUGGGGUUCCCUGCCCCAGGUCCCUCUGCCACCCCAGCUGUCCCACCAGGUGGUGAGGAGCUAGGGGAGCAAGGAACCUUCCAUAGCUCAGGAAAAGCUAAGUUGUGUCCAGUGAGGUAACUGUGGGAGGAAGCAGCUUUAGUCUGUGCUAGUCUGGCAUAAAGGCCCCACCCUACAGCUUCCUACACUGGCCACUUCAUCUCAUAGUCCAAGGGCAGAGAAGUCAGCAGGCCAGAGUGGGCACAUCAUGCUGGAGAGGCAAGAACCCAGGUGAUUUAAUGGCUCUGUUAAAGGGAAGUGAAGAACAGCGUGGGGGCAGGGGGCAUCUACUCAGAUGCUCAGCAUCUGGGGCAGGCGUGCCCUAGGGUGUUCACAAGAGCUCUGGGGGCUUGUGGGCUCCCAUCAGAAGGUUGGUCACCUCAAGGGCAUAAGUGGAGAGCUCAGGUCCUUUCUUCCUGAGGCCUGGCUCAAGACAUAUCCUUGCGGCCUGGUUCCUGCAUAUGCAGGCCUAUGCAUUGGAUCUGUUCUGUACAUAUUGGGAUGUUUUGACUUACGGCCCUUUAUCCCAGUUCACACAGAAACACGGGUCUCCCAGUUUCUUUGCUGCAUCUAGAAAGCAGUAGUCCUCAGGCCAGCACCCAGGCUGAGGUGCCCCACUGGUCCUACCGGUCUCCAGUCUGACAGCUCCACUUAGACCACCUGCUUUGGGGUCAAGGUUCCUUGUGCCUACAGCAUCUCCUCUGAUGAACUCCAGAGACGGGACAGGGCAGCCCUACCCAGGGGCUCUUCCCAGGGCUGAGAGGACAAGCAAACACACAGUGAGAGAACCACUCACUCCCCACACAGGCCUGCAGUGUCCUCUCCUGGAGGAGGAAGCAGGGAUGACAGAAUUGCCUAAGCAGUGAGUCUGUGAACUUUCUGGGAACUGGAAGUGUUUAACUUGAACCCAGGAGCAUUUAAAGCUUUAUUUAUUUAUAGCUUCUUCUAAAAAAAAAAAAAAUGUUGAGAAGAAAUUUUUUUGGUUAUUCAAACAAAAAAUGAGUUGAUGGAAAAGCAAGUCAUAAUCAUCUAAUCGUUUUUUGUCUAGGGCAAGAGUGAAUGUUAGCAGAUGAAAUAAACCCUGAAAAAGAA
Molecule: messenger RNA, 3807 nt
Organism: Pteropus alecto (black flying fox)
Lineage: Eukaryota; Metazoa; Chordata; Mammalia; Chiroptera; Pteropodidae
Gene: HS6ST1
Product: heparan sulfate 6-O-sulfotransferase 1
Exons: 2
Coding region: 22-1227 (401 amino acids)
Cellular component (GO): membrane
Molecular function (GO): heparan sulfate 6-sulfotransferase activity
Source: RefSeq, a predicted model, not a curated record